AUGGACGAUAACUUACGGAAAAAGUGAAUGGAGGCUAUCCAUAACGACAUCCUCUCUCCUCUUUAUUUUGCAAACAUCGAGAACUUCCCUUAUAAUGAAAAUAACCCUUUCAGACCAAACUAUACCAAAGUUGCAGAAUUAAGAAUGAAAGACUUUUCAGCCUUCAGCUACCCCAAAGCUGAGCUACGCGAGUACAUUUUGCAUAUUUUCUAUGACUUGCUUGAGCCUUUCCACAUAGAGAUCUGCAAAAUGCAGAGAUUUAUCUAUGCUGUGUGCGAGAAUUAUCAAGACAACCCUUUCCAUAACAUUUUCCACGCUUUUUCAGUUCUGCAAAUGAUCCACUCUAUUGGUGAGCAUGUUGAUAAAUAUCAAGCUUACCUAGACAACCGUGACCGCUUGGCUUUACUUAUUUCAUCGUAUGGCCACGAUUUAAACCAUCCAGGCGUUACCAAUGCUUUUAUGAUUAAUUCUCGCCAUUCUUUGGCAAUCAGAUAUAAUGACAUUUCAGUCCUGGAAAACCAUCAUGCAGCAACCCUCGUUCAUUUUUUAGAGCUUGAGGGCUGUGAUAUUUUUUGCAAUUUGCCUAAUGAAGACCAAACUUAUAUGAGGAGGCUUAUCAUUCCUACAAUUUUAGCAACUGAUAUGGCCAGGCAUAAAAUAGUCAUGGAAAAUUUUGCUCAAACGAUGCAAAAUUUUAAUAGAGAAAACCCAACUCAUAGACAGCAUUUAUUAGAUAUGGUUCUCCAUUCAGCUGAUGUAGGAAACCCUACUUAUAAAUUUGAUCUAGCUACUGUAUGGUCCUUAAGGAUCAUUCAAGAAUUUAAUAAACAAGUUUUGCAAGAAGAAGAAAGGGGACUCCCAGUAUCUGAAUUUUUGAGAGUUGGAAAUGAAAUAAAGAAAAUCAAGCAGAACCAAAUGGGUUUUAUUGAUGCUGUUAUUUAUCCUUUGUGGAAGUUAUUAAAUACUCAUAUUCCGCAAACUCAGGAAUAUGUGGAAAGUAUUGAGAGAAAUCGAAAAAUGUGGGAAGAACUAGAAAAAUUAUAG
Molecule: messenger RNA, 1044 nt
Organism: Blepharisma stoltei
Lineage: Eukaryota; Ciliophora; Heterotrichea; Heterotrichida; Blepharismidae
Source: the annotation of a GenBank genome assembly